CGAUCCUCACUAGACACUGACAUAGCAUCCUCAGCAGCCCACCAUCGCGCAGUCGCUACCUGUCCCUUGGCGAUUGUCGCGACUUUUGGCACAACAUCACCGACAGCAUGGCGCAGACCUUAGCCGAGAAUGGCCUCCCUACGAUCCAUCACCAUCCCCAUGCUCCUACGACCGGCAAUCGCAAGAAACAGAAGAGGAGGGCGAAGCAACAAGCAAAGCUGAAUCCUGGCUCUGAUGAAGCCUCUUCCGAUCAUCACUCACAGCCCGGCCAACCUCCGUCACUACCUGAAGCCUUGACUGACGACGAGGACGACGAAGACGACCUGCAAGCCACCUAUUCUGCGCGACCGCCGCUGGCCAACAGCAUGAACUCAUACCCUAGCAAUGAUGACUCUGUGGAACCUUUUCGCAAGAAGCGCAACAAGAAGAAGAAGCGCCGAAACUCCAAUCAUUCUGUCUACGCCGACCAUAUGCGCCCGCCCAUGCACCAUGCUCCUCUGCCGCACUCUAUGCCCAUGUCGACUAGCGCUAUGAGAUCUGGACAACGAACCUCCAGGCAAGAUCGAAUCUGGAACACAUCAACUCAGGAAGAGCGUGAACGCAUCAAACAAUUCUGGCUGACGUUGAGCGAGGACGAGCGAAAAUCCCUACUCAAGAUCGAAAAGGAGGCUGUCUUGCGCAAGAUGAAGGAACAGCAGAAACAUUCAUGCUCUUGUACAGUCUGUGGUCGCAAGCGAAUCGCCAUCGAGGAGGAGUUGGAAGUGCUAUAUGAUGCAUAUUACGACGAACUUGAACAGUACGCCCACCACCAAGGCGGCGAAUCAGGACACGGCAUGCUACCACCUCCGCGCAGUUUACCACCCCGACACCUUCACCCUUCCUCCGCCGUACCCUUGCCGUUAAGCACACAUCAUCAACAUCCCCACAACCGACCGAACAGAGUCCGCGAAGUCUCGGAAUAUGAAGACGACGAUGAAGAGGAAGAGGAAGAUGACAUUGACGAUCAAGAGUUGAGUGAAGAAGAAGAAGGAGAUAAAGAAGAGUACAGUGACGAGGAAUACAGUGAUGAAGAGGAGGAACUCGAGGACGACGUGCCCAGAGGUAUAGGUAACGACUUCUUCAACUUUGGCAACAGCUUGACCGUCAAAGGUGGCAUUCUGACAGUGGCCGAUGAUUUGCUCAAGAACGACGGCAAGAAGUUUAUCGAAAUGAUGGAACAGCUAGCCGAGCGUAGGAUGCAACGCGAGCAACAGGCCGAGUACGACUCAGCACAACCCUCACAUACUUACACAUCCAAUGGACACGACCCGCCGCUGGACGAUGAAGAGUACGAUGAUGAGGACUACGACGAGGAGGAAUAUGACGAGGACAGUCAGGAUGAGGAAGACGAGGACGAGAUGGUAACACGGGAUAACUCUUGGGAAGUGGUCACGUGCGUCACUGACAAGGUACAGGGCGGCAUGACCGAGGAGCAACGCAUGGAAGAAGGUCGUCGCAUGUUCCAAAUCUUCGCCGCCCGCAUGUUUGAACAACGCGUCUUGACCGCCUACCGAGAAAAGGUUGCUGCCGAACGUCAACAGAAACUACUGGAGGAGCUGGACGAUGAGAACAAGCAGCAGCAAGAGCGGGAAGCCAAAAAGGCUAGAGAUGCCGAGAAGAAGAAGAACAAGAAACAGGCCCAGAAACAGGCGAAAGCCGAAGAGAAGGCUAGGAAGGACGCCGAAAAGGCCGCGGAAGAAGCUGCCGCAAAGGCCGUCGAGCAAACCAAGCAAGAGGAGGCCAAGCAACGUAGGGAGGAACAGCGAAGGAAGAAGGAGGCUGAUCGAAGAGCACAAGAAGAGGAGCGACAGCGCAAAGAAGUCGAACGCCUGAAACGUCAGCAAGAGGAGCGCGAACGUCAACAGGAAGCCGAACGCAAACUUCGUGAGCAAAAGGCGCUCGAGAAAAAGCAAAAAGAAGAGGCUCGCCAGAAGGAACGCGAAGAGCGAGAAGCGCGUGAAAAAGAGGCCAAGGAGAAGAAAGCCCAAGCAGAACGCGAGAAGCGGGAACGAGAGAUGAAGGCGAAGGCUGACAAGGAGGCCAGGAGUCAGCAGGCGCCACAGAUGAUCAAACGCCCUUCGCAAGCCGGCAUGGUUGCUGUACCUCCAGGUCUUCUCACCAAGCAGACUUCAUCCAUCAUGUCUUCACCACAUGUCGCUGUGGCCACUCCCGCUUUGCCUAAGCCUUCUACCCCAGCCCAGCCUCGUCAAAGCUCUUUCCAGGGUCAGAAUGCUACUUCCCCCAGAUCACAACAGGCUCCUACUUUGAUUCCAACCAAGUCGACCUCUCCAGGACACGCCUUCAAUCAGUCCAUGCCAAAGUCGAUCUUACAGAAGUCGCAGAACCAACAACCUUUUUCGCAACAUCAACCUAUCUCGCCUGCCAGUCAGCUCCCUCCACCUGGCAUGUACCCUCAGCAUCAGAACAAUGGUUUCAGUGGCUUUCCUACGAGCAUGGCUGGCUUCCCUGGAUUUGGGGCUCCUCAUGGACCUAUGAUGCACCAUCGCCCCUCGCUGCCUGGAUUCUCUAAUGGACCUUUCGGCAGCGGCCCUUUCCAGCCCAUGCCCCCAAUCAACUCCAUGCAUACUCCCCCUCCUGGCAUGAGUGGUCUGGGUAUGAUGGCACAAGGUCGAGGGUAUCCUCUUGAAAGUCCUCAAGGAUUGCAGCAGCAAAUGCCACCUGUCGGAUCACCCACAGCUCCGCCAGGUUUUGGACUCACUCGCCAUAGUAUUGCCUCACACUCCCGCACGCACUCAUCUGACAAGAACACAUUCGAGUCCAUCAGCUCACCUGCACCAAUCACUCGCCCAACUCCAAUUCAGCGACCCUCAUCUAUACGACCUAACAAUCCCGACAUGGAUGGUCUGAGCAAACAUCUUGGCAGUAGUGCACUCCUCGAUGAUACAGACGAUCCAUUGCCUUCAGUACCAGAGAGCCGCCGAGCAAGUGCCAUCACUGGACCUAGAGGCUUCGGCUCACCUGUGUUCACACAAACUCAGCCACGCAUGGACGUUUUUGGUGCCAAUAGUAGCUGGACUUCCCCUUCAUUGUUCGGCGCUCCACCAGGCUUCUCCACCCCGAGUUCAUCGUGGAACCCAAACUCGAGCAGUGGCUGGUCUUCUAUGCCUUUCGGCAAUUUAGGUCACCGACCUUCGGGACCCAACCGUCCCCAGUCGAUCCGCAUAGCGGUCUGUCACGCAUGCAAGCAGCUGGCCACUCGAGAGCCUACCCCUGACAACUAUCACUCUGUGGAAACUCUUCUGCGCCAGAUUGAAACUUCUCGUCCUGUUCUCGAUAGCCCAAUCACGGUGAAAGAGAUUGAGGCCAUCUGUGACACUGAAGGUGAUGCUCAGAAUGGUGGCGGGUUCUUGCACGCGCGUCAAGACGCCUCUGCGCCUGGUGGCUUUGCAGUCAAGUUCGAGCCCGAUGCAGGAACUCCUGGAUCUGGAAGGCACUCUCACUCCCUGGGCCCGAUCAGUAGUCCCGUGCCUGGUCACUCCGUGCCUGCCACUGGCUUUGGAGGCCCAACGGCGAUAGGAAGAGGGACAAGCUUCCAGAGUUUAAGUUCUGCCAUGGCAACCUCCGGAACCUCGUAGGACGGGAGACUGGGGGAGGAGCCGGGCAUCUGGGCCCAAGUCAAACCCCAUGGGGAUCGAUCUGGGAGAUACUUCGCGUCGGGUCACUGGAUAUUCAGGGCAGCUCCGAAGCUGAAAGCUUGAGUCGACCCACCGUCCCUUGCCGCCUAAUGGUCGUCGUGUUUCCCAUGCAUCACCACUGUUUGU
Messenger RNA from Aureobasidium subglaciale EXF-2481, 3821 nucleotides. RefSeq lists its product as uncharacterized. Lineage: Eukaryota; Fungi; Ascomycota; Dothideomycetes; Dothideales; Saccotheciaceae. The transcript is spliced from 2 exons. The record is from RefSeq and is a predicted model, not a curated record. The coding region runs from base 108 to 3635 and encodes 1175 amino acids.